Molecule: messenger RNA, 2160 nt
Organism: Neospora caninum
Lineage: Eukaryota; Apicomplexa; Conoidasida; Eucoccidiorida; Sarcocystidae
Product: Phosphoglucomutase 2, related
Exons: 13
Coding region: 1-2160 (719 amino acids)
Biological process (GO): carbohydrate metabolic process
Cellular component (GO): cytosol
Molecular function (GO): magnesium ion binding; phosphoglucomutase activity
Source: RefSeq, a predicted model, not a curated record
AUGUUCGUCUGUCGUCUGUGCAGAUCCAUCUCAACCAUCGCAGCUGAGCUCCCAGUGGCUGACGGCACCCCUCUCAGAGUCGCGAAGAAACUUUUCUUGACAUCUUGCCUUCUCAAAACGUUUCGCUGCAAUCAUGGGGGUGGCGCAAAGAGCGCAGCUGUGUUGUGUCGCGCGUCGGUGCGCACCCCUCACCUUUUACCGCUUGUGGCUCUCCGUGCGUCCUUUCUGUCUUCCUUCGGGUCCAUCGUGACGACAGCCAAGGCGAGCAGGAUGCGAGCUAAGAAGGAAGGCUGCAGUGGGAGCGCAAGCCAGUCGCACAAAGGCUUGUCCAGUGACCGAAUUCUCUCUCGGCCGACGACGGCCUACCAGGAUCAGAAACCUGGAACAUCCGGUCUUCGCAAGAAAACAAAGGUUUUCAUGCAGAAAGACUACCUCGCAAACUUUGCCCAGAGUGUCUUCGACUGCCUUCCCGAGGAAGAGAAGAAAGGUGGAACGUUGCUCGUCAGUGGAGAUGGCCGCUACUUCUCUCAUGAGGCAAUCUACGAGAUCUGCGCGAUCGCUGCUGGAAACGGCGUCGGCCGUGUAUGGAUUGGACUGAACGGCCUGGCGUCGACGCCUGCCUGCAGCGCAAUCAUUCGCGGUCGCGAGAAUGGAGUUUGCUUCGGCGGCUUCCUGCUCACAGCCUCGCACAAUCCUGGAGGCAUCGACGAGGAUUUCGGGGUCAAGUACGACACCGGCAACGGAGCCCCUGGAAACGAGGUAUUGAUGAACCAAGUGUGGGAGAAAUCCAAGAAGCUCGCGACCAUCAAAUACGCAGAACUGCCGAAGUUCUCCCUCGACAAACUCGGCGUGCAAGUCAACCUGGACGGCGCGUUCCAGGUUGAAGUCAUUGACCCCAUCGAGGACUGGAUGCACUUGAUGAAGGAGGCGUUUCACUUUCCUGCUAUCAGACGACUCCUGGCGCUUCCUUACUUCUCCUUCGUGUAUGACGCCAUGCACGGCGUCUCGGGUCCGUACGCAGAGAAACUGUUCCUCGAGGAGCUCGGAGCAAAGCCGGAAAGUCUGAUGCGACAGGUUCCCCUGCCGGAUUUCGGCGGUCACCACCCUGAUCCGAAUCUGACUUACGCAGCAGAGCUGGUUGCGAAAAUGAAGGUUUUUCACCCAGACCAAAUCGACGCAUCGACGCCUCUUUUCGGGGCAGCAGGAGACGGAGACUGCGAUCGCAACAUGAUUCUCGGGCGCGGCUUCUUCGUGACGCCGUCAGAUAGCGUUGCCCUCAUCGCUCUCUACGCUGAGAAGUGCCUUCCGUUUUUCUUCGUCGAUAAGGCGACCGGCAAGGGAGGUUUGACGGGUUUGGCGCGCUCGAUGCCGACCUCGCGUGCUCUGGACAACGUGGCUAAGAAACUCAACAAAGACGUCUACGAAACGCCUACAGGAUGGAAGUACUUCACGAACCUGAUGGAUGCGAACCGAAUCAGCAUCUGCGGGGAGGAGUCGUUCGGAACCGGAAGCGUCCAUGUGAGAGAGAAGGACGGCCUGUGGGCGAUCCUGUGCUGGCUUUCGAUUCUCGCCUACCGCAACGGAUGCAUGGCCGACGUGGAGAGGGAGCGCGCAGCGGCGAAGGCAGACAAACCUGUCGAUGUGUCCCCGCCGGCGACGAAGGAAGACUUUGUUUCCGUUCAACGCAUCGUCGAAGAAUUCUGGAAGGAGUACGGCAGGAACUUCUACUGCAGGUACGACUUCGAAAACAAAGACAGCACUGCCGCACACCAGAUGAUGCACGACUUGGAGGAGCUGUCCAAGAGCUCGCCGACAGAGAUCGUCGCCAAAGUCGCCUCUCACGUUGACGAGAAGCUGCUGAAAGAGAUGGAGAUUGAGUCGAUGGACUGGUUCAAGUAUACCGACCCUGUCGACCAGCAAGUCUCGGACCAUCAAGGCGUGCGCCUCUUCCUCAAGGGAGGCAGCCGCAUCAUCUGGAGACUCUCAGGGACGGGAAGCACCGGGGCGACCAUUCGGGUGUACAUGGAGCGCUACGAGUCUGAUUCGUCGAAGGUUUUGCAGGACGAGCGGACUGCGCUGAAAGAUAUCGCCACGUUUGCUCUCCAGUUCUGCGAUAUGAAGAAAUAUAUUGGCACUGAGGAACCGACCGUCAUUACGUAA